GAGCCCUCGGGUUAACAGAGGCGCGGGGGUUCCUCGGGCGAGAGCGCGGCGCGAGGGCAGCGGGGAGCCAUGGCUGCGAUUCCGCCGAUCGGCCUGGGCACCUGGAAGGCCUCUCCAGGAGAAGUGACUAAUGCAGUGAAGGUGGCCAUCGAUGCGGGGUACCGGCACUUCGACUGUGCGUACUUCUACAAGAAUGAGAGUGAGGUAGGAGAAGGAAUCCAGUGCAAGAUCAACGAGGGUGUUGUGAAACGAGAGGAGCUGUUCAUUGUCAGUAAGCUGUGGUGCACUUUCCACCAGAAGUCCUUGGUGAGGACAGCAUGCAGCCAGAGUCUGAAAGCCUUGAAGUUGGAUUACUUGGACCUCUACCUCAUUCACUGGCCCAUGGGUUUCAAGCCUGGAAAAGACGACAUGCCUUUGGAUCACAGUGGCAUGGUUAUACCCAGUAACACAGACUUCCUGGACACGUGGGAGGCCAUGGAGGACCUGGUGAGUGAAGGGCUGGUGAAGGCCAUUGGAGUUUCAAACUUCAACCAUGAACAACUUGAGAGGCUUUUGAAUAAGCAGAAUUUGAGGAUCAAGCCAAUCACUAACCAGAUUGAGUGCCACCCAUAUCUUUCUCAGAAGAGACUGAUCAGUUUUUGCCAAGCCAGAGGUGUGUCUGUGACUGCUUACUGUCCUCUUGGUGGCUCAAGUAAGGGGGUUGACUUGAUGGAUGACCCUGUGAUCCAGAGGAUUGCAGAGAAGCAUGGCAAGACUCCUGCACAGAUUUUGAUUCGAUUUCAUAUCCAGAGGAAUGUAAUUGUGAUUCCCAAAUCUGUCACCCCACACCGGAUUCAAAAGAAUAUCCAGGUAUUUGAUUUUGAAUUAACAGAGCAAGAUAUGAAUGACAUCCUCAGUCUAGAUAAAAAUCUCCGAUUGACCACAUUCCCCAUAACUAAAAAUCACAAAGACUAUCCUUUCCACAUUGAAUACUGAAGAAGGCUUCCCUCUUCCUCAUUUCUACUCAGCCAAGACUGUUGCUUAUGGCAGCUCACCUCUGCAAAGGCUCUGCAGUCCCUGUGCUAGGGGUGGGAGCAGGUAGAUGGGAGCAGGUAGAUAGGUGGCUUCCUGGCUGAAAUGGUUGCCCAGUUCUCUGCAAGACACCAAGAACUGAGGGUCUGCUAAAUGACAGAAAGAGAGAAGCACCCUGAGGGUCAUCGUCACUAUUCAGGGGAUCCAUAUAAAUGUUAAGGAUCUAUCAAGCACACAGUGCAGUAUCAUUUCUAAGUACCAGUACAUGUAGCCUGUACCAAAAAAAAAAAAAAAAGAUGACUCACUACUUAAAUUUACCUCCAUAUUUUAAGAAAACAUUGAUGAAACAGUUAAACAAUAUGUAAGAAUUGAGAGAAGAGACAGUUAAUUUCAUUCUGUUAACAUAGCUUCCACAGGAUGCAGCCAUGGCCAGUCUUGUUUCACCUCUACUUUCCUCUGUAUCUGCCACUAGCCCCCUGGAUGAUUUUAAAGCCAGAUCUUUAUCUGCACACAUCAAAAGGAAAACAGUAAAUCUGGUACGCCGUGUCAGUCAAAAUAGUAGUCUGUUUACUUAUUAAAAUCUGAAAUUUAAUUUUGAAA
Messenger RNA from Chinchilla lanigera (long-tailed chinchilla), 1611 nucleotides. It is a transcript of the gene Akr1e2, whose product is annotated as aldo-keto reductase family 1, member E2. Lineage: Eukaryota; Metazoa; Chordata; Mammalia; Rodentia; Chinchillidae. Gene Ontology annotation, molecular function: aldose reductase (NADPH) activity. The transcript has 10 exons. The record is from RefSeq and is a predicted model, not a curated record. Gene Ontology annotation, cellular component: cytosol. Bases 70 to 975 code for a protein of 301 amino acids.